This is a messenger RNA of Amphibalanus amphitrite, 2759 nucleotides long. RefSeq names its product papilin-like. Bases 357 to 2228 code for a protein of 623 amino acids. Lineage: Eukaryota; Metazoa; Arthropoda; Thecostraca; Balanomorpha; Balanidae. Gene Ontology annotation, molecular function: serine-type endopeptidase inhibitor activity. The record is from RefSeq and is a predicted model, not a curated record. The transcript has a single exon.
ACGUGCGUUUUUAUCGGUCGAUCAGUUUGUUUGGUGUAAAACAGUUGCAAACGACUCGAGUGCUAGUCUAAGGAUUUGAGGUGUCUUCGUGCUGUCGCCACUCGGCGAAGGUUUUUUGUCUUUAGGUAAGCUUCAAUUUACACUGACAGUCAGCCCUGAGCUACACCGUGGCUCUCCAUGAAUAGGCGUCUGCGUGUCCGUUGCACAGCGCGUCUAUCGGCGCUGACCGGCGACUGCCGACCGGUCGGAGAUAGCCCGGCCGGUCCGGAAACUGUGCUCCUUCCGCCUGGAACUGCGAACAACGGACCUCUCCGUCAGUGGGUGGUGGCACGUGUUGGGGGUCGCUCGUUACAGCCAUGUCUCGUCUUGGUGUCAGUGUCACGUGUUUGUCAUGUGUUCUCCAUGUGGUGGUGUUCAGCAUUCUGCUAGCAGCGGCGGUGAGUCUGCACCCUCCCGAGUACCCGACAGGUCAGGGAACUCUCACAGCCGGGCCAACCACCGCGCCACCUCAGGCCGCCUGUCGUCUGCCCCGGGACCGCGGCCGUCGCUGUUCGGCCGGUCCCACACUCCGCUGGUACCUGGACGAAGAGCAGGCCGACUGUGUGUCGUUCUGGUACUCCGGAUGCGGAGGAAACUCCAACAACUUCCCCACGGAGCGCGCGUGCAGGGAGGUGUGUGUGGAACCGGACGGCCCAGCGGUCUGCCUCCUCCCGGCCGGCCGCGGGCCGUGCACCGACAGCCAGCUCCUGUGGACCUUCGACGCCGAGACGGGGCAGUGUGUGACGUUCGUCUACGGCGGCUGCUACGGCACGGCUAACCGCUUCUUCACGCGGCGUCAGUGCGAGCGGUCGUGUCUGACAGACCACGACUCAGCUGAUGGGGACAGCGCGGUGGACCCCGACUGUCUACAGCAGGCCGGAGUGAGCGGUCAGUGCGGUGCCGAGCUCGUGAGGUACACCUACCUGGCUGCCGCCGAUGUGUGCACGCCGUUCCUCUACGGUGGCUGUGCUGGUAACGGGAACAACUUUGACACACUGGAGGAUUGCAGAGAGAGAUGCGAGACCCUCACCGACGACCAAUCGAAUACCAAAGAGAACUCUACUGAGACUACUAUCAGCCAUGAAGUAACUCCAGCCAGCGUCAAUGUGGCUGCGGCGCCCCCGGGAGGCGCGGACAUCUGCUUCCUUCCCCGAGACUCCGGCUCUUGUCGCUCGUACGCUCCCAUGUUUUACUACGACGUCCGCACGGCGAGCUGUCAUCAGUUUAUCUACCGAGGCUGCGGCGGCAACGCUAAUCGAUUCCACACGAACGCGGAGUGUCGGCAGAGAUGUGUGGAUACAGGUGAUGGUACGGUGAGCGGCUCGGAAAGCAGUGGCAUGGAGAGCGUCGAUAAGCAAGUCAUAAUUGGACAAGCUCAGAUGAACAUCACAGGAGGCGAAUCAAGCACUGUCAGCAGCCAGGUGCAGGACGGCGGCGUGGAGAACGAGACUAACGAAACGAAACGAAACGAGACUUCAAGUGUUCCACCAACAACGAAUCCCUCUACUACACCUGCUUUGGUUUCAGGAAAGGGGAACCUAACCUCCCCAGCCAUCUCAAGAGCGCCCCAUCACCGUCGAAGCCGGCCGCUGCCCCUCCACAGACCCCCGGGUCGUCGGCGGCGUCCCCGCGGCCGGCGCGCCUGCCUGCUGCGUCCCCGACCCGGCCCCUGUCACCACUACCUACCUCAGUUUUACUACUACAACGCCGACCUGGCCGCCUGCUUCGCCUUCAUCUACGGCGGAUGUGGAGGCAACAGGAACCGGUUCGUCACCAAAGAGGCGUGUGAGAGCCACUGCCGGGGUGUGCGGAGGCUGGGGUCGCACGGAGAAAGAGUGCUCGAUGGUGGAGGGACGCGGGGAGAGAGGGACCGGGGCGGAACUCGGAGACCAUUGCCGGACAGGGGAGGUGGUAGAGGGACGCGGGAAGAGACAGACGAUCCUGGGAGGUCAGUAGCAGACAGCGGAGGAACGCAGGGAACGAGGUACGGACCUUGGAGACCAGUGCCGGACAGGGGAGGAAUUCCUCUUCGUGAAGGGACCCGGGAAGAGAAAGACGAUCUUCGGAGACCAGUAGCAGACAGAGGAGGGACGCGUGGAGAGACGGAUGGACGUCGGAGACCAGUGCCAGCCGAGGGAGGAGCGUGGGCUAAGAGAAACGGCCCGGCGACUGCUGCACCAGUGACGUGAUGCGAAACCUGGAGUAUGACCUGGAUGAGAUGUGAAAGGACCGGUCUGAAGGGGGAUGAGUGGAAAGUGCCUGCUGUCAGAAAGAAAGCCUUAGAACAGUGCGCUAGAGUGCUGAAGCGGUAACUAUAAUAAGAUGCGAAUUCAAACUCCUCUGUGGGUGAUUGAUGUAGUCAUGGCCUGAGAACAUUCGUGACCUCUAACCCGUUCAAAAGUGUAUCAAACCCCUUGUUAGAGAAACACAUUCGUUUCGGGAUGUGUGCCAAAUCGCGAUCAGGAGGUUGAAGUGCACGUGGGCUGUCCGUUUCAUACUCCACAGUGACGACACGUGUUUUGCAUACGGCCGUCGGGUCAGCGGAGACUGCUGGGCUGCCGUAGUUGCAUAUCGGUCUGUCAGGGAAAGUGUAUCGGUAAGAGGAGUGUGUGGUCUGUCCGGGACCAUGUUGGUUGGAUUAUGUUGGUUGAACGGCCGUAAUGGUGUGCUGUAUUAUUUGUACUUCAUGUUUAGUUCACGGAGAAUGGCAAACUAUCUUC